Plasmodium knowlesi strain H is the source of this 1563-nucleotide messenger RNA. Its product is annotated as conserved Plasmodium protein, unknown function. NCBI's taxonomy places the organism in Eukaryota, Apicomplexa, Aconoidasida, Haemosporida, Plasmodiidae. The coding region runs from base 1 to 1563 and encodes 520 amino acids. The transcript has a single exon. The record is from RefSeq and is a predicted model, not a curated record.
AUGGUGAAGAUGAACGUAGGGGAAGGGGAGGAAAUUGCGCGGAAGGGAAUCUGCAAAAAGGAAAUCGAAAAGAAGUACGAGAGGAGUAGGAUGGCGGUGGAGGGUGGCAAAAAGUUGUGCGCCAGGAAGAAGUUCGUACAAGACAAGGAAUUGAGCGAGCUGUGCGAGUCUCAGUGCGGAAUGAUUAGCGGAAUGGGCACCGACGUAGACAGUGGCGUGGGCGCCGAUCUGGGAAGAAGCUUACAGGGAGAGCAACUACGUAGACGCGCACAGGACGGAGAAGAGAGGAAGGAGGGCGAGCAAAUGAAUUAUGAAGUGGUGCGGAACAUCAGCAGAAACCUGAACAGGCAACUGAGCAGAGGCGUGGGGGACGAGUGCGUGAAAAACUUGGUAACGCAAGUCAGUUACAGCCACCUGUUCACUCUUUUGAAAAAUAUAUUAACAUACCUUCCAUUUUCUAUCAAUGACUACCUAAUAGGAACAUUGGAAUUGAAAGAAAUUAUAGAUAACAAAUACAACACCUGCUUCCAGCUAUACAAGAAAGAAGAACUCAUGAACCACAUCUAUGAAAACGAAUCGAAAAAUCUAGUGGACAACAAGGUGUUCAACUUAUUUUGUAAGUACAAAAUAAUGAAAAAUAAAAAGGGGCCACUAAACCACAUGCACGUUCUGAAUUUUCAAGAAGGUGGAAAAGAACAAAAUCUGGAAAGCAUCCUUAUCGACAAGUCUCGAAUUUUUAUGUACAAAAUACAUUCAUUUAUCGAAGGGAGAGAUUUAAACCUUUCGUACAUAUACGAAAUUUGCCAUGGGUUGGGAUACAAAACGGAAACGUUCCUUCUAUCUGUUUUUAUCUUCGACUCGUAUAUACAUACUAUUAACAAAAUGACGGAGAAAAACCAUUACAGGAAAAUUAAACUCUUAGUGAUUAUCUGCUCCAUCUUGCUAGCCCUGAUAAAGACUCAGGUGUUUAACGGAUCCAGUAUCAUGUACCUAAAUGACAUUCUGUAUCUUGUUAAUAAACUUAGACAUGACAAAGUCAAUUACACAUGUAUCGAAAUUGCCAACAAACAAAUGGAAAUCAUCAAGUUUCUCCCACUUAAUUAUAAUAAUUAUUGGACCUACUCAGAGCUAACGUAUGUUUAUUUAAUUAAUUUAAAAGGUUGCUCGAAGAAAUAUCCGGCCAUUAAGAUUUACUACAUUUUUCUAGAACACUUUGGCUUUCUGUACUUCCUAUUUGAUGUGAUAUAUGCGUACUCCAUGUACAUCACAGCGGUCGGUUCGUACAAGGUGAUUCCGGCGAGCAGAGUUGUAGCCACGAUAAUUUUGUACUUCACGAACGCGUUCUAUAACAGAAUGAGCAACAGUUUGCUCUUCCAGGAGAAUUUUUGUCAGGAAGUCUUCCAUCUACCCUUUGCAAAUGAUUUGUUCAUGUGGUCCUAUCUGCUACUGAACAACUUUAUUUACUUCUUCGAACAUUGUGUCUUUCCGAACAAGAACUACUCUUCUAUUUACUCCAUUUUUUACGAGACGGGCCGCAUGCUCAAUAUCCGCACCGUUUUUUGA